Messenger RNA from Mesorhabditis spiculigera, 1248 nucleotides. NCBI's taxonomy places the organism in Eukaryota, Metazoa, Nematoda, Chromadorea, Rhabditida, Rhabditidae. The record is from the annotation of a GenBank genome assembly.
AUGGCAACGAGCUCAUCGCAGACGGUGUACGCCUUCCGACAAUACGGGGAUCACGACAUCGAGCCGGUCGAAAAAGUGGCUUCAGGCGGGUUCGGGACCGUGAUGCUGUAUCGGUUAAAGCAUGGGGAUAGGCGGCUGGUCGCGGUGAAGCUGGGCCAGGCGCGGAAUCUGAUGCGCGAGCUGAACUUCCUCAGACGCCUGGCUGGAAAACAUCAAAACAUUGUGCAGGUGAUGGGAUGCGUACCGGACGGAGGCUUUGUGAUGGAGUACCACGCUGAGGGCACCCUCGCUGACAUUCUUGACCCGCCGGUCUUCGAAAACGCUCGCCUCAUUUUCCCGGUCUACAACCACCGCCAUAUUAUCCAUUGGUGCACCCAACUGGCAUCCGUUCUCAGCUUCCUCCAGGACCAACAAAUUGUCCACGGUGACCUGAAGCCCCAGAAUAUCCUGAUGAAAUACAAGCGACUCAGCAUCCGAGUGUGCGAUUUCGGGUCGGCACGGGACUGCGCGAGCUCUCGCGAGGUGUCUAAUUGGGCGCAGACCCAGGAGCAGGCGUCGACCAGGCGCUCCUACACACCGCGCUACCACGCGCCACAGCGCGGCAUCGGCAGUGGCGGGUUCAAGGACGACAUCUACAGUUUCGGGAUAAUUUUGUGGCAAUUGCUGACACGCAAGGAGCCGUACGAUAAAAUACCGGGCGAAGAAGUUCUAACCCGCGUCGCCGAGGGCCUCCGCCCGCCCAUCGACCCUGCGAUUCCCGCCGUUUUUGAACAGAUUUUACUACGAUGCUGGGAUCAAAACAUCGAGGCAUGCUUUGAGGCCCCCCAACUCAGCUAUGCGAUGCGGCAGCUUGCUGACCGGUUUCGCGAUCCUCUAGAGCUGCUGGGGACUUUCGGCUACCGUACGCGUCCAGAUCUCGAUCCCGAAUCUUGGGUCGACACCGAGUUGAAGCCACUGGAGGGGUCGACGUUCAGCGAUCUGUCGACGAAGCAAUCCGGCCAAUCCGGCAGUGUGGAAGUCCAGUUGACCGGCAAGGUGUUUGAUGCGGUCGAGGGUUAUUGGGAUUACUGCCAAGAUUACGUGAACACGAACCCCCCAAAGAAGAGCUCAGGACGAAUUCUGAAGAAUUUCGCAGCGUAUUGCCUAGAUUCGAUCCACGAGCUCAGCCAUUUGCCCGACGAUCCGGACUUAACCACCUCGGUCAUCAAUCAACCUUUGCUGCGCGACGUCGUGGCUCAUAUGAAGGAC